AUGGCCAAAUCUUUUUUGUGGUUUUUCCUUUUUUGCAUAACCCUAGGGUUAAGCCAUCAGGCUUCACUUUUAAAGAAGGAUUUCUAUACGGCUGGUGUGGUGGAGUUCCGACCUUCGAAUCUCCUGUCCGAUAAUCUAGACGCCUAUUUGGAGAUCAUUCAGUCGAAAAAUGCCAGCUCUACGGACAUUAUUGUCUUCCCAGAGAGCACACUCAACGAUGUGGGUGAUACGAGUUUUGUACCCAAUCCCGAGGAUCAGAUAAAUCCCUGUUUAAGUGAUCCGAAUGCAACUUACUAUGAGCAUUUUUUGGUGACCCUAUCGUGUGCGGCCCGCAAUGCCAGCAAAUAUAUCGUGAUUAAUCUGACAGAGAAGCAAAAGUGCGAAGAUGUUCCGGAGGAUACGAGACCAUGUGCCUCGAACGGACUGAAUGUGUUUAAUACCAACGUGGUCUUCGAUCGUCAGGGAGUGGUGGUGUCCAGAUACCGAAAGGUGCAUCUUUAUGGCGAGCCCAAAAAUAGUACCUUCUUGCCGGAACUGAGCACUUUUGAGACGGACUUCGGGGUCACCUUCGGGCACUUCAUCUGCUUCGACAUCCUGUUCUACACUCCCGCCCAUCAGCUGGUGGAUCAAGGAGUCACGGACUUUGUCUACCCGGCCAUGUGGUUCUCCCAGCUGCCAUUUCUCACAGGUGAGUCAGAUAGAAAGUGGGUCAGUUCAAUUAGCGCUGUUCAGAUCCAACUGGGUUGGUCCUAUGCAAACGAUGUGAAUCUGCUGGCGGCUGGAGCGAGUGAUCCCACUUUGGGAACUAGUGGUUCGGGGAUUUACCAAGGACGCAGUGGCUCAUUGAAGAGGGUGAUGCGUCAGGAUUCCGGGGAGCGGUCUAUAUAUGUGGCCCGGGUGCCCAAAUACAAGAUCAGAAGGCGAAUGAAAAGGGAGCUCACUCGCCAGGUGGCCACCAACUCGAGUUUCAACAUAAAGCGUGAUUAUCUGGAGAAUUUCAGGAGCGAGGAGCUGCCAAUAGAAUCGGGAAAGAGUGGGAAUCUCAACAAGAUUCUAUGUCAUGGUGGCUUCUGCUGUUACUUUGAUUUGGCCUGGAGAUCCUUGGUAAAUCCCGUGGGGAACCAAAGUUCCUAUAGCUAUCGAAUUGGCAUUUUCGAAGGUUGGCGUAAUGCAAAACGACUGGAUGUGAAUUAUGUACGCAAUUGUGGAUUGUUCACCUGUUCGGGGGAUUCUAUAGAUGAUUGUGGUCAGCUGCUGCCCGACCUUCAGCAGCCUCUGGUGACCUUUACCCGGCUGGAGAUUCGGGUCACCUAUCCGGAAUCGCGGGAGUUCCUUCUCUUCCCCGACACCCUCCUCGAUAAUCUGCUGCCUCUGGAGCCCAAAAGUUUCGAAUGGGCACAACAACAGCCCUCCGAAGAGAGCCACCAGGUGCGAUUUGCCCUAAGGGAAUCGCAGGAGGUCAGCAACCUCUUGACCUUUGCGAUUUAUGGCAACUACUACAAUAAUGAUUGCACUUUUGGUGUGGGCACCGUCGAGGAGCAACUGGCCUGCGGUUAUAAGAAUCCCAAAAUAUAA
This is a messenger RNA of Drosophila rhopaloa, 1575 nucleotides long. Its product is annotated as vanin-like protein 2. The transcript is spliced from 4 exons. Bases 1 to 1575 code for a protein of 524 amino acids. Gene Ontology annotation, molecular function: hydrolase activity, acting on carbon-nitrogen (but not peptide) bonds, in linear amides. The record is from RefSeq and is a predicted model, not a curated record. Lineage: Eukaryota; Metazoa; Arthropoda; Insecta; Diptera; Drosophilidae.